AUGUGGCUUAUUUUUGAAUUUCAGGACGGAGGUGUGAAGGAGGACGAGCUGCAGAGCAUCCUCAACUAUUUGUUGACAAUGCAUGAAGACGAGAACCUCCACGACGUCUUGCAGCUGGUGGUGGCCCUCAUGUCCGAGCACCCGGCCUCCAUGGUCCCGGCUUUUGACCAGAGAAACGGAAUACGGGUCAUCUACAAACUGCUGGCAUCCAAGAGCGAAAGCAUUCAAGUGCAGUCCCUCAAAGUGCUCGCCUACUUCCUCAAACAUUUGGGGCACAAGAGGAAGGUGGAGAUCAUGCACAGCCAAAGCCUCUUCACCCUUCUGGGCGAGAAGCUCCUGCUGCACGGAGGCGCCGUGACAGUAACCACCUACAACACGCUCUACGAGAUUCUGACGGAGCAAGUGUGCACGCAGGUGGUCCACAAGCCGCACGCCGAGCCCGACUCCACCGUCAAGAUUCAGAACCCAAUGAUCCUCAAAGUGAUCGCCACCUUAUUAAAGAACUCUGCCCCCGGCGCCGAGCUGAUGGAAAUCCGCCGCCUCUUCCUCUCCGACAUGAUCAAACUGUUCAGCAGCAGCCGAGAGAACAGACGAUGUCUUCUUCAGUGCUCGGUGUGGCAGGACUGGAUGUUUUCGCUGGGCUACAUCAACCCCAAAAGCCCGGACGAGCAGAAGAUCACCGAGAUGGUGUACAACAUCUUCCGGAUCCUGCUCUACCACGCCAUCAAGCACGAGUGGGGCGGCUGGCGCGUCUGGGUCGACACGCUCUCCAUCGCGCACUCCAAGGUGACGUAUGAGGCACAUAAGGAGUACCUGGCCAAGAUGUACGAGGAAUACCAGCGUCAAGAGGAGGAGAACAUCAAGAAAGGGAAGAAAGGCUCGGUCAGCACCAUCUCGGGUCUGUCGGCCGCCGCCAUGACGGGCUCGGCGGAGAUGGCGGAAAUGGACGGCGGCUCUCCGUCGCCCGGCAGCGACGGCGCCGGUCCGCGUGACCCGUUGGCCGAGAGGCGGAACCCGGCGGAGGGCGCGGCUGCGGAAGGCGUAGAAGUCCAGAACCUCCUGGUGGACAUCAAGGCAGAGAAGGUGGAGGCCACGGAGGUGAAGAUGGACGACUUGGACGCGCUGAUGGAAGUGGACUCUCUUCUGGACGACAUUUACUGCGGCGCGUUGCUGCCGAAAGACGGCGCCGCGGAGCGGCAGAUCUCGGCUCCUCUCAUCUCGCUGGACGACGACGACGACAAAGACGACGUCCCUCAGGGCGCUGCUUUAUUGUUCCGCAAAGCGGAGGACUCUUUGUUGCCAGACUUGAAUGCAGCGCUUCCUUCGGGGUCUCCACCUGACCUCCUGCCCACCUCCGACUUUGCCUCUUUACCCGGCAUCCUGGAAAAGGACGACUUUGAACUCCUCAACUCUGCCGAGGAGGCCUUGAUUCCGGAGGCCGGUGUCGCGGCGCCCUCUGAAGGAGACAUUUCCGCCUUGUGGAGCAGCAGCCCCAAGCCUUUCCAAGCCGAGAGAGUGGAGGACAGCAAGGAGAUGAAGAUUCAGACCACGGCCACCACGCAGAGCCUAAACAACUGCCUCGGCGCCGACUUCGGGUCCGGCGACACCCCGACGGAGGACGACGACGACCAGCAGCGACAGCGGCGACAGUUCAGCCCGGGCCCUCGCACCACCAUGUUCCGCAUCCCCGAAUUCAAAUGGUCGGCCCUGCACCAGAGGCUGCUAGCGGACCUGCUCUUUGCCCUGGAGAGUGACGUGCACGUCUGGAGGAGCCAUUCCACCAAGUCCGUCAUGGACUUUGUGAACAGCAGCGAGAACAUCAUUUUCGUCCACAACAGCAUCCAUCUCAUCUCUCAGAUGGUGGACAACAUCAUCAUCGCCUGCGGCGGGAUCCUGCCGCUGCUCUCUGCCGCCACCUCGCCUUCAGUGGAGAACAUCGAGGCCACGCAGGGCAUGUCGGCAGAGACGGCCAUCACCUUCCUGUCCCGCCUGAUGGUGAUGGUGGACGUGCUGGUCUUCUCCAGCUCGCUCAACUUCAGCGAGAUCGAGGCGGAGAAGAACAUGUCGUCCGGCGGCCUCAUGCGUCAAUGCCUGAGACUCGUGUGCUGCAUGGCAGUGAGGAGCUGUCUGGAGUGCAGGCAGAAGCACGACAUGUUGUCCGCUCCCAACAAGUGCCAGGACAUGCUGGCAGAUGCUGUCACUCUUGGCAAGCUGUCCCCCAUCAAGGACCCCGAUCGCCUCCUGCAGGAUGUGGAUAUCAACCGCCUGCGUGCUGUGGUCUUCCGUGAUGUGGACGACAGCAAGCAAGCUCAGUUCCUGGCUCUGGCCGUGGUCUACUUCAUCUCGGUUCUCAUGGUGUCCAAGUACCGCGACAUCUUGGAGCCUCAGCGCCAGACGGGCAGGACCGGCGCCAAGUCGGGCCACGCCGCCGCGCAAAGCCAUCGGGACGCCCACUCUGCCGCCGGCGCAGUGUCUCCUGCAGAACCCGCUCAGACAUUUUUGGACCCUCCAGGCGUCCCUUCACCCUCAGAGGAGCACUCUCUUCCCCACGGCGAGCCGGGUAUCAGAACCGAGCGGGUCGUCAGCGUCGUCAACGGCUGUGGCUCCGCCGGCGAGCUCUUCUCCGACCCUGCGCCGCUCUCCUCCUCGGGCCUCAACGUCAAAGAGAUCCUCAAGAGUUUGGUGGCACCGCCCGUGGAGGGCGUGGAGGCGGGGCUGGAGCCGGUGUCCUGCCCGGACUCUGCCGCCAAGGCCCAGACUGCGCUGCCUGUGCAGUUUCACUCCUUUGACAGGAGCGUGGUGGUGCCUGUGAAGAAGUCCCUCUCGGGUGGCCUGGCCGUCACGGCGGCGGGAGACAGCCCUGCGAGCGGCCUGCCGACCCCCAACGUCUUUGCGGCUACCUCGAGCACCCCCAAAAGCACCAUCAACACCAUGGGAGCGGUGGACGCCGCCGCUGCUGCCACGGCGUCUUCGUCCGGUCUGGUCAACGGCGCCACCAGUAAGAAUCUCCCGGCCGUGCAGACGCUGGCGCCCAUGCCCGAGGACACGCUCCAGAACGUGAGCAUCACCUCCAAACUGGAGCGAGCUUUGGAAAAGGUGGCGCCGCUACUCAGGGAGACCUUUGUGGACUUUGCGCCAUUUCUGUCGCGAACGCUGCUGGGCAGUCACGGACAGGAGCUGCUCAUCGAAGACACGCGGUCUCCGCCGCAAUUACGCCGAGUGCACCCGGCGCUCCGACACUGCCGCUGUUGUGACGGCCGCCUUCCGCAACGUCCACCCCCACAACGGCGCCGUUUCCAGCAAAAAGCCCCUGUUUGGAGAGAGAGCGCCUUUGGUUUGUCUGCCGGGGUCAACUUAUGGCGCGGCGUGUCACGGCGGUAA
This is a messenger RNA of Syngnathus typhle (broad-nosed pipefish), 3381 nucleotides long. RefSeq names its product neurobeachin-like. Gene Ontology annotation, molecular function: protein kinase binding. The record is from RefSeq and is a predicted model, not a curated record. Bases 1 to 3381 code for a protein of 1126 amino acids. The transcript is spliced from 19 exons. NCBI's taxonomy places the organism in Eukaryota, Metazoa, Chordata, Actinopteri, Syngnathiformes, Syngnathidae. Gene Ontology annotation, cellular component: cytosol; membrane. Gene Ontology annotation, biological process: intracellular protein localization.